Molecule: messenger RNA, 1149 nt
Organism: Raphanus sativus (radish)
Lineage: Eukaryota; Viridiplantae; Streptophyta; Magnoliopsida; Brassicales; Brassicaceae
Exons: 1
Coding region: 1-1149 (382 amino acids)
Molecular function (GO): zinc ion binding
Source: RefSeq, a predicted model, not a curated record
AUGAGGCAGGUUAUAGUGAUAGAUGGGACUUUUUUGAAGAAUAAGUACAAAGGAGUUUUACUCGUUGCUACUGCUCUUGAUGGAAAUUCGAAUUUGUAUCCUAUUGCAUUCGGCGUAGUCGACUCAGAGAAUGAUCGGUCUUGGGAAUGGUUUUUGACACAGCUCAAGCUUGUCAUAGAUGAUGAUCGCCAUUUGGCUUUUAUUUCGGACAGACAUGGGUCCAUCGUUAAGGGGCUUGAGAAGGUGUAUCCAGAAGCUAGACAUGGUAUCUGUAUUCAUCAUUUGUUGAAUAAUGUGGUCACCUACUACCAUGGGAAAGGACUUGUUGGGUUGGUUUCAAAGGCUUCAAAGACUUAUAGAGUCGCUGAUUUUGAUAAGACUUUUGCGAAUGUGUGUAAUAUCAGUCCGGCUAUUGGAAAGUACCUACGGGAUGCUGAUGUGCAGAAAUGGGCAAGAUGUCAAUUCCCUGGAUACCGAUACGACCUGAGGACAACCAACCCGGCAGAAUCUAUCAACUCUGCUUUGCGUUCGCCGAGAGAGUUUCCACUCAUUCCUUUGUUGGACAGUAUCAGGGAAAUGUUGACACGUUGGUUUUAUAAGCGUAAGAAGCUGAUUGCAAAGCAUAAUCAUCCUCUGACCAAAAAAGUGGAGUUAAAGAUAGCUAGGAGAACCAGGAAAGGCGUCACAUUUGAAGUUUACCCUGUCAGUGAAGGAAGAUUGCUUGUUAGAGGUGACAUGUUUGACUGCUUAGUUGAUUUGGAUAGACGGACUUGCUCAUGUGGAAAGUUCGACCUUUUGAAGAUCCCUUGUAGGCAUGCAAUUAAAGCUGGUUUUCAUGUUGGAAGGCAACCACACACAUUGACUGAUUUGAUGUAUACGACAGGAGCUUGGAGAGAAGCCUAUCAAGAAAGCAUAAAUCCUAUUGGUGUUCCUGAGGAUGCUUGGUCCAUACCAGAAGAUGUUAAGAAAGUUAAUGUGCUACCACCAGAGACAAGAAAAGCUGCAGGAAGAAAUAGAAAGCGCAGAUAUGAAACUGUUGAGGACAAAAUUCGAUCAUCUCAAUCAUCCCAAACCAAGCAGCCUCGCAAGUGUAGUAGAUGUGGUAUUAGUGGACACAACAGAGCAACUUGUAAAAUACCAAUAGGAUAG